AUGCCGUUGCGUCCGAGGUUUCCGCCCGUGGGGUGUAAUAUGAACGACAUGGGAUACCCCUUCCGAGGGGAGUACAAAGUAGAGCCUCCGCUCAAUCACGGCCACACGGGGGUGCUCCAAAAGGGUUCCACCGCCCUUAUGCUCCGUAUAACGGGCGCAAACCUUCUCAUUGAGAAACUGCAGCAGGGCAAAGGACAGGUGUUGCACUGCGAACUCGGUGUGGACAAUGGCCCUUCAAGGACAGUUGUUUUUCCAUUCGGCGGAGGUGCUGUGCCCGUGCCCGGCGAUGGCCAUGAGUACCACCUGAACGCCGUGGUACAGGGAGGCGGUGGGAAACAUCGUUGCAAGAUCAUUUUGAGUGGAAGUGAGGGGAAGAGUGUUCUACGACUGCGAGCGCCACCGGAUUCUCGGCUCGCGGAUGGCAUUAUGCUGACUGUGGACGGAAAGCGAGUUCAUCCCAAAGGAGGCUGGUACGAGAUUCCCAUUCAGGCCAAGGAGUGUUCCUUAGGGAUGGCGGAAAUGGAGCAUCCGAGGCGUUCCCCUUCCUCACUGGCAGUCGCAUCAUUGCCGCCACCCGCCACCAUUUUGGUUCAGGCCACCGCUGGAAAUCAAGACGAUGCCGUUCUUUUCUGCAGUGGGAGCGGUGAGGCUAUUCAUCUCACACCGAACCGACCCUUCACAGUAGCGGUAGAAAGCGGUCCAUUUACAUUUCAGCUGCCUCGUGCAGCGGCAACACAGCCGUUC
Trypanosoma cruzi is the source of this 744-nucleotide messenger RNA. RefSeq lists its product as uncharacterized. The record is from RefSeq and is a predicted model, not a curated record. Lineage: Eukaryota; Euglenozoa; Kinetoplastea; Trypanosomatida; Trypanosomatidae. The transcript has a single exon. The annotation marks the transcript as partial.